Suillus subalutaceus is the source of this 402-nucleotide messenger RNA. RefSeq lists its product as uncharacterized. The record is from RefSeq and is a predicted model, not a curated record. The coding region runs from base 1 to 402 and encodes 133 amino acids. The transcript has a single exon. Lineage: Eukaryota; Fungi; Basidiomycota; Agaricomycetes; Boletales; Suillaceae.
AUGAUCUGUAUACUAUAUUUACAGUGUGCACUUCCAGUCUUCGAGGGCUUGCUGCCAGGUAAUGAUAAUACCAUGGUUUUGGACCUUCUAUUUAACCUGGCAGCUUGGCAUGGCAUUGCAAAGUUGCAAAUACAUACCAAGGACACCCUUAGUUUUUUUGACGCUGCUACAGUUAUUCUGGGGCAGACAGUGCGCAAAUUUUCUCAUACUACUUGUAAGGCUUACCAUAUGACAGAACUACCCCACAAGUAUACAAUGUGCAGCCAAUGGGAAGCUGCAUUAGCUUCCAAGCUUUCAGAUUACUCCACCAAGGUAGUUUCAUCUGGCCUGAAGUGGAAGAAACUCAACUUGAUGACCUACAAGUAUCACACCCUGGGAGACUACCCCAAUACAAUCCAAUAG